CGGGGCUCCAACAAUAGCAUCACCUUAGCAUCCUCAAACUCCCUACUCCUCCCUCUCCAAUUCACGUCUUCAGCAUGGCGACGACUACGAGCAACCUCGGCAUGCACAACCUCACGACGCUGAUUAAGCGACUCGAGGCUGCGACAUCCCGUCUAGAAGACAUUGCUACCUCGUCGGCCUCGUUUGACCAGCCCAGGCACACGGUCGCCGAUGUUGGAGCCACUCAUCUGCCCGGCUCUUCCAGCGCCCCCGAGCUCCCUGGUAUCGCAAGAGAUGCCUCUGAAGCUGCCCCUCCACCACCACCACCCGCCGCCCCGACCUCAACUCUCCCUAAGCCUGUCCAGGAGAUGGACAAGCUGAUGGACGAGCAUGUCGCCAACUUUGUAUCGUCUGCCUCGGGUCUGGACAAGAACAUUGAGAGCCAGGCCCACGCCGUCUCUCGUGCCUUUGCUGCUCAGCGCCAAUACCUCGUCGUAGCCAACAAGGCAAAGAAGCCUGACAUGACUUCGCCCGCCUUCUCGGAGCUCAUCAAGCAUCUGCAGCAAGAGAUGGGCACUGUCAACGACAUCAAGGACUCGAACCGCGCCUCGCCCUUCAAGGAUCAACUCAACAUGGUCGCCGAAGGCAUGGGUGGCCUACAGUGGGUCGUCUUCGAGGGCAAGCCUGCCGACUACGUUGGCGAGAUCCUGGGUGGUGUACAGCUGUUCGGCAACAGAGUGCUCAAGGAAUACAAGGAGAAGGAUCCUAAACACGUCGCAUACGUUCAGUCAUACUACGCCAUCUGGAAGAAUCUCCAGGCCUACAUCCGCGCCCACUACCCCGCUGGUGUCACUUGGAAUCCUCAAGGCAUGGACCUCGCAAAGGCCCUCAAGGACGCUCCAACCGAUUCUGCUCCGCCCUCACAAUCUGCUCCCGCUCCACCUGGUGGUGCAGGAGGUCCUCCUCCACCUCCACCUCCGCCGCCACUUCCCACUUUCGACAACGCUCCCCCUCCUCCACCACCGGGUCCAGCCCCCGCUGCUAAGUCUGCUGGUGGUGAUAUGGGUGCUGUUUUCGAUCAGCUCAACCGAGGCGAAUCCGUCACCUCUGGCCUGAGGAAGGUUGACAAGAGUGAGAUGACACACAAAAACCCUUCAUUGCGUGCUGGCUCUACCGUCACCGACCGGAAAGAAAGUCAAGACGGCAUCACACGCAGCCGUAGUAGGGGUCCUGAGCUCAAGCCCAAGCCCGACAGCAUUCGUGGAAAGGGCAUUGCUCAGCCUACACCCAAGAAGGACCCCAAGAAGGAGCUCGAUGGCAACAAGUGGAUCAUCGAGAACUUCGAGGACGCUGACGCUCCUAUCGAAAUUGACGUUUCCGUCACUCAAUCUAUUCUCAUCACAAAGUGCAAGAACGCUACCAUUCGCCUUGUUGGCAAGGCCAACGCCAUCAGUAUCGACAACUGCAUACGCACCAAUCUCGUCAUUGACGACCUCAUCUCGUCAGUGGAUGUCAUCAAGUGCCCCAACUUUGGUCUGCAGGUUCUUGGUAGCCUUCCUACCGUCAUGCUCGAUCAGGUCGACGGUGCCUCUAUCUACCUCUCAAAGGACAGUCUGAAUACUGAGAUCUACACAUCCAAGUGCGCCAGUAUCAACGUCAAUCUACCCCCUCAAACUGAGCAGGACGAUUACAAGGAGUGCCCCCUUCCUGAACAAUUCCGUACCUUCAUCAAGGACGGUAAGCUUGUGAGCGAGAUUGUUGAGCACGCCGGCUAGAUGCAUCAUACACUUGUUUGAGCAGAGGCAGAGACUUGGGAUAUUUUGUAGGAUAGAUAGCGCUGCCUUCUUGGCAGGAUUGACAGCAAGCGCAGAUCUUGGAGCAUGUCCUAUCUCAUUAAUCACUUGGUCGCGUGUUAUUGUAUAGUUUGGUUAAACGACUUGUCUCCAUUUAUGAAUGGCCGCUGUAGUGAGGCCUUACCCGGUAUGCACGCCUGGAUGUAAGGGAAGCGAGUGAGAGCAAGUUUCACUGCAGCCAAUGUCAUACCGUUGGUUCAAAGUCUCUAUCCAGAUUGUCUCUAGGAGCAACAAGUGGUGUGGCCUCUUCAUGCAAGAUCGAAAAAGA
Molecule: messenger RNA, 2100 nt
Organism: Aureobasidium subglaciale EXF-2481
Lineage: Eukaryota; Fungi; Ascomycota; Dothideomycetes; Dothideales; Saccotheciaceae
Exons: 4
Coding region: 75-1754 (559 amino acids)
Biological process (GO): cytoskeleton organization; regulation of adenylate cyclase activity
Cellular component (GO): cytoplasm
Molecular function (GO): adenylate cyclase binding; actin binding
Source: RefSeq, a predicted model, not a curated record